Molecule: messenger RNA, 2187 nt
Organism: Cladophialophora immunda
Lineage: Eukaryota; Fungi; Ascomycota; Eurotiomycetes; Chaetothyriales; Herpotrichiellaceae
Exons: 3
Coding region: 1-2187 (728 amino acids)
Source: RefSeq, a predicted model, not a curated record
AUGUCAUCCACAUCUGGCCGCGAGCUGGCAAUGACCCAGCUCUUCAGCAACUCUGGCAGCCUUGACUGGGUGGCACUCAGCCGCAUGCAAUACUCUGCCUCAGUUGCCGUCCUUGGUCGUCCGGCCGGCGCAGGCAUCGACAGCCUUACAGCCGCCUUUGGACAAGCAAUGUGCUCAGCAAUCCCCCUCGGGGUGCAUGGAGAAAAGGUCCUCCAGGAUGCAAUGAACCGGCUGACGUAUUGCCCCUCUUCCGGCGAGCUCAUAUGGUUUGGCGUUGGCGUGCGGCAUGUUCUUCGAGAUCUUGUUCAGACUGCACAAGGCUCAGCUCUCGUGGCUCUCUGUGCUGCUCUUUGCGAGGGAUGCACCACAGGCGUCUCCGGCCUCGUUCUCUACGAGGUCUCUAAGCUGCUUGAAGCACCUGGGGAACUUCGACCCUCGUUUUCACAGUGGCGCGCUCUUACAACGGUUGCUGCCGGCGUCUUCAGUCACACUGGUCUGGGCCUUCAUAUCAAUCAGUUCAUGAUGCUUAGUGGACUGGCCCAAGGUGUUGACAAUGGGGCCGGCCAUCCGACUGAUCUUGCCAGAGUCAUCCUAGCUCUCGGGAGGCUCGUACAAGGCAGCUACGAGACCAUAUACGUCCAGGGCGGAAUUGCAUGCAGUUGGAUCGCUGCUUGGGCGGUAUUUAUACUGGGUCUCCGUGUAAAGGUGCUUUCGAGCGAAGGACAGCUCAUCUUCGCCACUCACGGUGGGGGCGCGGCUGGGUCUCAGAUCGUUAUUACCUUUCAGAGACCCGAGACCUUCGAGACUGCUGUCCAAUGUACCGGUCACACCAUUACGGGGGGUAGAGUGAAAUUGAGCUCCAUGCUUCGAGACACUUUUGGUGGCGAGAUCGCAGAGCUUUUGAACGGCUCCACGCCUUCGACUUGCAUGGAGGGUCGACUAUCGACGUUGCAUUGUUUGAGCAGCACUAAUACGUCCUGGGACCCCUCGACUGAGGCUCGAACUCUUUUUGCGAAGGUCAUCGCCUCCGGGACCGCCCUGAUCCUAGGAACCACGACUAUCUACCAUUGUUUUAAUGAUCACGUGGGCUUUCUAUCAUGGUUGACGAACACCAUGACAGAGUUGAAACCCCUGAUGUCCCUUAUGAUCGAUUUUUCACGCGGUCAUAUAUCGAACCUUCAAGUCGACCAAGGCUACGACAAGUACAUAUCCGCCGUCGAGGAGCUCACCGGGAUUUGUCCAUGCGAUGGAUGUCUUCUCCCACAGCUGAUCCUGGAUACGCCAUUACACCCAACUUAUAAAGGAAUCAUGGGCUUCUACCUUGCUAUGUCUGACUCCGAGUUCCGGGGUUACACUUAUCUUUCAGACACUGCGAGGAAUAUGCAUGUCUUCAAGGUCCGUGAUCUGGCACUGGUGAACAAGUUGCCUGAAUGCUCUGCGCUCUUUGGAAGUAACAUUUCACUUCCAGCUAACAACACGGAGCUCUGUGCUUUCAGCGACGGGGCCAUGUUCUAUUACGUGGAAACAUUGAGGGAGCCGACUGAUCGCAUCGAACAUGCUACCCGCAUACAUGUCGGAGCUGGUUCCAUCCAGUGCGGCUCCAAGCUGUACAACUUUGUAUCCGGCCGGAUCCCGAUUGAAGCUGUUCACCGGUACCCGGCACAUCAUGUCACUCGCAACGGCCCCAUAGAUCUUCUCAAUCAAGAUACGACUUCGCCAGAACUCGCCCUCCAGGCAAUGGUUCGCAAAAGCAUUGGGAGCCUUGCAUUCUGGUAUAGAGUCUCGUGCAGACAAGGGAAGAUGACCUUUUCGCCCUCUCGACUGGUGGAAAAGCUGGCGGAAGCCCGUGCCUACCUGUUGCCGCUCGACAACCCCUACUCCGGCCCGGAAGGGAGGUCAAUCCUGGACGGCAAAGAAUGCGUAAUGGUGCACGGUGAAGGUCGUGCGCCCCCCCUCCAUGAAAAUGAAGUUAUUCUCCGUCCCCUGCGAUCUAAUCUGCUUGGACGCUGCGUUGUCAUUGCGAGCUCCGAGGGUCAAUAUAUUGCCCUGGUAAAGAAUGACGACGAAUUUGCUGGUUUCAAGAGAUUCUGGCUGUCAAGAAUAAAAGAGAAUGACUCCCGGCUGCGCGCCAUUGAUAGGGAUCCUGCGUUUCACCCAAGUUGGCGUGGUUUAGAACUGAUUUCUUAG